Molecule: messenger RNA, 2373 nt
Organism: Tyto alba (common barn owl)
Lineage: Eukaryota; Metazoa; Chordata; Aves; Strigiformes; Tytonidae
Product: protein Flattop-like
Exons: 5
Coding region: 59-925 (288 amino acids)
Biological process (GO): cilium organization
Cellular component (GO): ciliary basal body
Source: RefSeq, a predicted model, not a curated record
GGCGCGCGCGGCGCGAGCUGACGUGGGGCGGUUGCCGGGAGACGGCGCGCGGGGCGCGAUGGCGGCUCGCUACGGCGCGGGGCAGUACGAGGACGCCUUCAGCUCCCACCGCCUGCAGAACUGGAGCGUGGCCCGGCCCGGCCGGCAGCACCCCUCGCUGCGGAAGGGCUGCACGACGAUCGUCACUGAUGACCGGGGGCACCUGCUCCCCACCGUUCCCUGCUCCCAGGCCUCCCCGUGGGGCACGUUUGUGGGGACCUGGGAGAUGCCGCCGAGGAUUCCCCCAGCCAGGCUGGACCUGACCUCCCGCUCGGCCGCCGCUGCCGCACGGCUCCUUGACUGGGUCCACCAACCCACCACCCUGACGGGCGCCUGCAAUGGCCUCCGGACGGCAGUCACCGGGAGGCCCCAGGAGCCUCGGUUGGACACACAAACCUCCAAGGAGCCUUCCUGGAGGAGCAGUCAGGCACCCAGCGAGGGCAUCCAGCCCUCUGGGGCACCGCUGGAGGAGCCGCCCAGCCCCAGAGCAGGAGCCACCCGGGAGCCUGGCUGCACAGAGGUCUGGCUGAAGGCAGACACAUCCCCAGAGCUCCCAGCUUCAUCCCAUCCUUGCUCCUGGCAGGCCCAGCGUGACAGACAAGCCCCACGCUCCCACCAGCCUGCUGGGACAGACUUCCAAUGCAGGGACGACGGCCAGCCCAAAAUCCCAGCCUUGAGCCACCCUGCUCUGAGGGAGGCCAGCCCUCGGCUAGCCACCCCGCUGCAGGUCUCUGCUCCCAGCUGGGGGGGGCCUGCAGAGGCUGAGCCUGGGGAGGGUACAUCCCCCAGGCUCAGGGCAUCACCUCGUGCAGGACAGGGAGAGGCCAGUCCCCGAGGAAGCGCCGCAGGCAUGAGAGGCAGGCAGCUGUCUCGCACCAGGCUCUGAGCUGGCUUUGCUCUCCUCCAUUCCCCUUCCGGCAUCUCCCCCAAACCAUCCACCCCUUCCGACAAGCAGACAAACAGAAAACACCUUCCUACCCCCAAGGGGGAGGAAGUGGGAAUGUGUUAAAGCCUGAGCAAGGCCAACACUGGGGCAGCACUACAUGGCCUGCACUGGGGUUCUCAUGGCAACUGGAAAAAUACAGGGUUUAUAAAAAAAAAAAAAAAAAUCCUGUUUGGUUUUGGCAUCUCAGGGCAGAGCCCCAGGUGGGCCUGGGCUGCAUGAGUGUGUGCGGUGCUUUGGUGUCAGACAUGGUGCCCUCUCUUGGGCUGUAUCUCGGCUCGUCCCGUUUAAUAGUGCCUUGUGCUGGAAAUGUGGAACCAGGAGCAGGCCUGGAGCCGCUCAGGGCUCACCCAGCCUCCCCCCAUGCCGAGCAGCAGAAACCCCACCACUGCAGGCUGCUUUCACCCAUUUCUCAACUGGGCUCUGGGAGGGUGGGGGUGCAAAGCAGGUCCAGCUUUGUUUCCCACCUGGCCCAGCCAUGGGGCACUGCUGCCAGCCCCCUGCCACUGCUCACGAAAGGGAAAUAGUCUGUGAAGAGCAGCUGAGAGACACAGCAAAGUCUAACUUUGUUAGCAGCUGGCACACACCACAGAAUAGCUCAUUAGCGAGCAGAAGUGGAUUCCAAAUAAAAGCCAUUUCAGCAACUGCAGGAAGUAAUUGGUUCAAAGCUAAAAUACAUUCAUUUUUCACGCAGGAGCUCUCUCCUGCUGGGGCAUGCAGCUACACUAAAUAGGAUUCAGCAGUGUCUUCUCUCUCUGCCACACUUGACAGCAGAGUUUUCCCUCCUUCAUGAUUUCUCAUCUCCAAGGCUCUGCGUCCCCUCAGAGCCGAGACUCUGCUAAUUAAAGGAGUAGCAGAUUUGUUAGGUCCAGCGGGCAACCAGAGGAGCUGAGCAAGCAGCAGGGAUGGGGCUCAGAUCAGCAGAAGUAAAAACAGUCACGUGGAAGCAAGGCUGGCUCGUGCGAGGGAUCACGGAGCGUGUUAUUGGGACAGCUCCCCUCCUGCCACUUCUUCAGGUCUCCAUCAAAAGCCCAAUGAGGAGAGCAGAUGUUCCCCAUAAAGCCAGUAUUUUGCUGGCCGGUGAUGUGAAUGGGAAGGAGGAUCCUUUCUGAAACAGAGCCGAGACCCUCUCUGGGAUAGAAAAGCAGGACAAAGCUCCUGAUGGGGAGCGUGCUCUCUACAAAGCUUUGCUCCCAGUGGCAGACCUUAAAAAAUGGCUAAUUUGAGAAAAAAAGCUCCUGGGCCUCAUACAGAUGUUUGUACCAGUACAAACCACCUCAGUCCAGGUAGGAAAUUCCUUUCUGCUGGGCUGGCAGCAUUUCACAGACAACCCCACCCCACACCCACCACCUCCAAAGGUCAGGCACUACACCUGCCUCUAAACGCUGCAC